CGACAUGUUCACGUCAGUCACUUAGUUGACGAGCGAGAGAUUCGAAGUAAAACGCCAUGGGGACCGUAAAGGCCGGUUAUCUCAACAAACUAAGCGGUUUCUUCAAGAAUUCUUGGAAGAGAAGAUACUUCGUUCUAUACCAAGAUGGCGUAUUCUGUUAUUACCAAGACUCAAAGGAUAAGGAAUGUGACGGUAAAAUCCACAUGAAAACAGAAUGCCGACGAAUAAACGUUGGCCAAGCCGUUGGAGAAGGAGUAAAGCCUCCUAAGGACAAUGAUUUAAAUGCCAUGUUCUGUGUUUCUUCGCCCGAACGGACGUGGUAUCUCUACGCAGAGAGCGAGAGGGAAGCAAGAGAUUGGAUUUCAGUCUUAGAACAAGCUAGGGUUCCACUUAUGUAUGGUGGUCAACAGAACCCUCCUAUGGCUGGUUCCUACCCUCCAUACAGUGCUCCUAGCACUGCUGGAUAUGGAACAACAGCACCUCCUCGUUAUGGAGCAACAGGACCUUCCGCAGGGUAUGGUGCAGCAAUGCCUCCUGCUGGGUAUGGUACAGCAUCACGCCCUCCACCAAUUGGUUUUAAUCCUUCAGUUGUUCAAGGAGCAGCACCAUCUGGUCCCCCUCCGCCAUAUUCUCAGGGCCCUCCACAGCCCCAAGCAGCAUAUAGCCAGCCACCACCUUAUCCCCGAGGGCCACCAGGAGCAGGAUAUGGACCUCCCUCUUACCCUCCUGCUAAUGCCCCACAACAGCCAGGUUAUCCAACACAGCCCCAUCCCUACCCACAGCAGCCACCAGCAAUGUACCCACAGCAAGCCCCUGGACCUUACCACCCAACCCCUCCUCCUGGUCACUAUCCACAGCAGGCGUACUAUCCCUCCCAAGGCACAACAUACGUGCAGGGUGGCAAGCCACAGACUGUCUAUGUUCAACAGCCUCCUCAGCAGCAUCACAGCGGAAGGAACAAAAUGAUGAUGGGAGCUGCUGCUGGUGUUGUUGGCGGAGCGGCAAUGGGUUAUAUGCUGGGUCAUACUGUAGGAGGGAUUGGGCAUCAUGGCUUUGGGGGGUGGGGAUCUGACCAUUCAUGGUCUUCAGGAGGAAGUUUUGACUGUGGUUUUGACUGAAAAAAAUAAUUAUUCCGUGUAAGUUUAGGUCAAAAGACAUUUGUUCUUCCAUUAAAGUGCUUAACAGUCAAAGAUAAAAAGAGAAAACAAUGGGAUGACUAGUUUUCUUAAAUUUUUUUAUAUGUUGCCAUGAAUGAUAGAACAGGUGGCUAUGACCACAACCAGGCUUAUACAAAUACUACAACAAAAAUUUCAGAUUUGCAGUAAGACCACUAAUAAGGGGUUUGAAAGCAGUGGCCACUGAACCCCAUUUAUAAUCAACAAUGUCUACCGGUAAUUGCUUAAGAACUAUUUCACGGGUUAGGUGCAAUUACUUUUAAGACUAAUAACUUUUUACAAAGACUCUGAAGUCAGGGAAGUAUGUCACCAUUUUAUGCAGUGCAAAAAAACUGUUAUUUAUUUUACCUUUGUGGUAACUUGAUUAUAAUUAUUUAUCUUGAAGUAUUAUCUUCAAAGAUAAGGAUGGAAGGUGCUUUCUGCGAAUCGUCAUUUCUCUAACGGGAGGCAGUUGACCUUUUCUAAGGAAUCUGCUCACCCUUCCACCUAUUGCAAAAUGACUAUUGAUGGAAUGAGUCAUUUGUAGCUUUUUAUCUCCCAAUGACUUUAUUGAACUUUCAUAUAAUUAUUGUACAAAGUCAGAAUAUAGAGUCGAAAAAAAAAAGAGCAAGAUAGAAAGCUGUUACCCUUGGUCAACUAGACUAAGUGUGCAAUUAAGAAAUAUCAGAUACAAUUUACAUAGAGUGCAUGACCACUAAGAACCAUUUAGAGUAAAAACAUUUAUCACUUUAUUUCAAUUUACCCUGUGAAUAAAUUAUUGUUAGCUUGGCCUUCACCUUUAUGGUGAUGUUAAACUCGGUUCAGGUAGGCUUACAAUGAGAAAUGAUAUAGAUCUUGAACAAAAGGCAAAUUCUUUUGGUGGUGGCCCAGAAUAUUAAGAUGUUAAAUGGUAUUUCAGGGUUGUAGAUAAGAGCCAGCAGCUGGCGAAUUACACCGGCUUCUUUGCAAGGUUUCACUGGCUACUUUCAUUGCUUUGAGAGCCUGUACAGAGAUGAUGUUUAUCAGGUCUAAACUUGGGCUCAAUAAAAAUAUAAAUUUGCAA
Pocillopora damicornis (cauliflower coral) is the source of this 2217-nucleotide messenger RNA. RefSeq lists its product as uncharacterized. Gene Ontology annotation, cellular component: membrane. The record is from RefSeq and is a predicted model, not a curated record. Gene Ontology annotation, biological process: regulation of cell differentiation. NCBI's taxonomy places the organism in Eukaryota, Metazoa, Cnidaria, Anthozoa, Scleractinia, Pocilloporidae.